Messenger RNA from Cherax quadricarinatus, 2078 nucleotides. The record is from RefSeq and is a predicted model, not a curated record. NCBI's taxonomy places the organism in Eukaryota, Metazoa, Arthropoda, Malacostraca, Decapoda, Parastacidae.
GUGGUAUCCCCCCGGUCACGGUGACUUUUAUCAGUCUUUUAAGAACUCAGGGCUUUUGCAGGAAUUUAUUAAACAGGGCAAGGAAUAUGUAUUUAUCAGCAACAUUGACAACUUGGGUGCUACAGUAGAUCUAAGCAUCCUCAACUUUCUCUUGGGUGGAGAAGAAAGUGGCAAGUGUGAAUUCCUAAUGGAAGUUACAGACAAGACCAGAGCCGAUGUUAAGGGUGGUACAUUGAUCCAGUAUGAAGAAAAAUUAAGAUUACUUGAGAUUGCUCAGGUGCCUAAGGAACAUGUAGAUGAUUUCAAGUCUGUUAAGACUUUCAAGAUCUUCAACACUAACAACUUGUGGAUUAAGUUGACUGCCAUACCUAUAAGGGUUAUGCAAUGGAGGAUACUGAAGAAGGACGUUUUUAUCAACAACAAACAUUUGGAUAAUGGUCUUAACAUCAUCCAGUUGGAGCAGGCUGUUGGUGCUGCCGUUAAGUCUUUCAUUGGUGCAUUAGGUAUUAAUGUUCCCCGGUCAAGAUUCUUGCCUGUAAAGAAGACUGACGAUCUGCUGCUUGUGAUGAGCAACCUUUACAGACUACAACAAGGAACAUUAGUAAUGUCUCCUUUGCGCAUGUUUGAAACCACUCCUCUUGUUAAGUUGGGGCCCAAUCAUUUUGGCAGAGUCAAGGAGUUCCUCCGACGAUUUGCUUCUAUCCCGGACAUGCUGGAGUUAGAUCAUCUGACUGUUUCAGGUGAUGUUACAUUUGGAAAGGGCGUUAGUCUAAGGGGGACGGUUAUCAUUAUUGCUAACCAUGGUGACCGAAUUGAUAUUCCACCUGGUGCCAUCUUGGAAAACAAGAUUGUGUCUGGAAAUCUUCGCAUAUUGGAUCACUAGGUUGUGUAAUUAGAAUGUACAGUAUAUACCGUGUUAACUCGGAUCUUCAAGUUUAAUUAUUUUUUUAAGGAAAGUACUUAUUUUUAAAAUUAUCUUUAUUUUUCAAUACUUUAAAAUAUAUUUUGUAACAAUUAAGACACAAGAUUUAAUUAACAUCAGAGUAAUUCCUAGCACAUUUAAAUGAAAAUGAAGUAACAGUUAUCUUGAGUAACUGUUACCCAUUACAUGAUAAGUAGAGCUAAGAGCACAAACAUUUAGAGUAUUUGUGUGCUGUUUUAAGUACUUAAUUUUUUUUUGUAAGAAAUUAGUGUGUGUUCUGGCCUCACUUUUUUCUUGGUGCUGAUGCACAGGAUUGUACAUGUUAGAUUUAUAUAUUUUGUCAUUCAUAGUAAACACAUUAAGUUUUACUGAGGGUCCACAGAGAUGCUAUAUGCACUAUAAUAUUCACAGUUAUAUGGUUAUUGAAGUCAAGGGUGCAGUUGGCUACUUAUGCUUAGGCCAUAUUAUCUCUAGUCACCUGUAGUGGACAGGUUUGUAAAACAUGUGUAUCAUUAAACAGUACUGUGUUUGUGAUUUACUGAAGCGCAAUAUUUUAUUUUUACUAUUAAAGCUAUUAUUGGCUAUAUUAGAAAAGAACUUUCAGAUUAACCCCCAAAGGAUGGUAACACAAGAUAAUCCAAACAGUGUAGUUUAUUUCCAUUGAGAUCCUGUUGGAAUCCUUUUUAGUUUCUUUCCCAAGAUGCAGUCAAGAUCACUGUCUGUAUUCUGGGUAUGUAUUUACUACUAGGUAAGAGAGUAGGUAUUAGUAAGAAGUGUUUUAUAUGAAAUUCAGCUUGAAUCAUUUUACUAUAUUGAAGUUUAUGGCAUAGUUUACAUUCAUAAAUAGUAUAAUGAAAUAGACAAAUGAGCAGCAUUGAUAUAUAAAUUAGCACUGUAAUUAGAGAUAUUUGCAUAACAUUAGAUCAGACUGUGCAUGUUCUUCAUUUUAAUUUCAGUUCUAAGCUAGUCACCCUCAUUCGUUUAUUGGUCUACCUUCAUUUCAUUUAGUUUCAAGAGGAUAACUAAUUAUAUUUUUUUAGCAGCUACUAUGUGCCAAAAAUGUUAGUUUACCAGUACUGUCAACGAUAGGCCAUUUAUUAAGAACUGAAAAUUUCUCAAAGAUCAAAGCUCUUGUUUCAUAUCUGUACAUAAGAAC